CAGAGUCAGUCUGUUGAGCAUGCGUCUCAUUGACACACAGCGGCAACAAGUGGAAGAUACGGUUUUUAUGACAGUUGUAUGUGUCUGUCAGGAAGUCAACAUCUGAAACAUGAGCAAACGAAAACUGAGUUUCAAAUGGCUUGGGAGCCUCACCAAUCUCUCCAUCCGCCGCCCAUCAGGGAAGCACCGCAUCAAGGAAGCCCCAGAACAGGAUGGCAUCCACUGCGGCGCCGCAUCAUCAGUGGGUGGCCACACUGUGGAUGACAUGGAGAGCUGCCUCCACAGCCCCACUUAUGCCAGCUCGAGCGAAAUGUACACACACGUGGGCACUGUGCCCCGCAGCCAGAGCCGGAGGAAGGGCGGCGAGAACCUGAAGGAGCAGAAGAAGAAGGAGGAGGAGGGGUCGAGCGGAGGGCAGAGCCAGCGGAAGGCGGGGGAGCAUGUCCGUGACUCCCCUCUGCUCAGUGCGCUGUCCAGCCACAGUCUGACCAGUCUGGACCGGCCUGUGCCUGUUUCUGCGCCGGCCCGGCCGCUGCCUGCCACCCCGCUGCUCAGCCGGGCUUCACCUUUGACCUCUGCGCCAAAGAGCUGCCUCAAUGAUCCUUCAGCCGACAGCAUUAGGAGCCAAGAGGCAUUAUCAUGGAGCCAAGGUGCUUUAGAAACUGAUAAACCUGUGACAGAGCCUUCAAACAUGGCAACCAACGCCCCCAAAGUGUCCUCAUCACAGGAUGUGUACGUGCCGAUGGACCCGAUAGCUGAAGCAGCUCACGCUCACCUGAAGGACGACCUGAUACAGAGGCAGCGAGGUGUCACAAGCAAACAGGAAGCCUCAAAGACUUUAAACGGCUUGCAUGAAAAUGAGAGCACUGACAGCCCGCCGAUUCUGACAGACAGCGGUGGAGAAUACGUGAAGUUCUCUAAAGACAAGUUCUGGUUGGAGCCGCCAUCGGAGAAGCUGAGGAAGCAGUUGGAGGAGGAGCUGAAGCUGAGCGGCACCAACCUGAAGAGCCAUGCCUGGUACCAUGGACGCAUCCCCUGGGAGGUGUCGGAGAGCCUGGUGGUGAACCACGGCGACUUCCUCAUCAGAGACUCUCAGUCCAGUCUGGGCGACUUUGUCCUCACCAGCCACUGGGAGCAGAAAACACUUCACUUCGUCAUCAGGAAAACAGUGGUUCAGUCCAGUGAGACAUAUACCCGGGUCCAGUACAGCCUGGAGGAUGAGGCCUUUGACUCUUUACCUGCUCUCGUUCACUUCUACGUGGGCGGCAGGGCGGCUCUGACCCGGUGGAGCGGAGCUCAGAUUCACCGGCCAGUGAACAGGACGCUGCCUCUCAGCUACCUGGAGACGGCCUUCUGCACCGCCAUCAGUACCCCGUCUUGCCACAAACAGCUGAUAAACUGCGAGGAAAGGGUCUGUCCGAGAAGUCCUUCCUCUCUACACCACAGGGGGGCAGAUGGAAACACAGAGCAGGACGACCGGCCUCAGCCGACUGCUGGAGAAUCCUCACUCUCUGUGACUUACAACAACACUCCACAGUCUAGAAGUCCCAACAUCAGUAGGACGCCCAGUGUGGCUCCAUCCCCGUCCCUUCCCAGGCGUUCGGAUCCCUCCGGACCUGCACCCUCUCCCAGCAGCACCCUCCGCAGACAGUUCAACGACAGACCCCAACCUCAUCUGAACCACGACUCCCCAUCCUCUGAUGCAGGUGGGAACUGCUACACGGAGCUGUACCCCGGCCCUCAGAGCUACGUGGAGAGGCUGCGGGCAGAGGAAGGGUCAAUGGGCAUCGAUCCGCUGAGGGUAGAGGAGGGGAACGUGUACUCCACGCCGGUGGUAGAAACUGUCUCGUCUUUCAAACCGAGCAGGUACCAGUCGCCGCUGAUGCCCAAGGAGAAUAAGCCCUUGGAGGUGGGCAUCCUGCGGAGGGUGAAGGAGCUUCUGGCUGAGGUCGACCCCAGGACGGCGGCCAAACACAUCACUAAGGCGGACUGCAUGGUGGCCAGAAUUCUAGAAGUGACUCCGGAGGUGCAAAGGAUGAUGGGAGUUAGUUCUGGGAUGGAGCUGCUUACGCUGCCACACGGCCAACAGUUGAGACUGGACCUGCUGGAGAGGUUCCAGACCAUGGCGACCAUGUUGGCUGUGGAUGUGUUGGGCUGCACCGGGACGACCGAGGAGAGGGCCGGUCUGCUGCACAAAAUCAUCCAAAUCGCCGCCGAGCUCAAGAGCACCAUGGGCAACAUGUACGGUUUCGCUGCUGUCAUGAGGGCCUUGGAGCUGCCGCAGGUGUCCCGCUUGGAGCAGACCUGGACGGCAUUGCGGCAGCGGCACACAGAGGGCGCCAUCCUCUAUGAGAAAACUCUGAGGCCAUUCAUGAAGAGUCUGAACGAAGGCAGAGAAAGCUGUCCGCUGUCCAAUACCACCUUCCCCCACAUCCUACCACUCCUGUCUCUGCUGGAGAAGAGCAUUGCGGUGGGUGAGGGCACGGAGCCGUGGGAGACGGUGGAAGUCGGGGUGGACGUGGUCAUGUUCCACCUGGGGGCGGCGAGGACCAUCGCACAGCUGGGGGGCAUUUACCGCUCCAACGCCGAGAGCAAACUCCAAGGUUUCCAGGAGCAGGAGGAGGUCCUGGAGCUCUUCCUCACUGACUUCCAGAUGAGACUGUUGUGGGGGAGCAGGGGAGCCACGGAAAGCCAGGCUCUGCGAUAUGCCAAGUUUGACCAGGUGCUGACCGCCUUGUCCAACAAGCUGGAGCCACCUGCCAGACCACACUGACCACAGAUUGUUUUUAGAUUUGUGACUUUGUAUACCUAGGAUGAUGAGCACCCUGUUGUGUUCUCAACCCUACAUGUGACAGUCCGUUGGUCACGGAGCAGCUCCUCCUGGCAGUCCUGAUGACCUUCCAGUCGAACUUGAAUGAGGCAUUGAAAGGGAGAGCAGGAUGUUUGAAACAGGAAGCCUUCAGCCACAAACACUUGAUAAGCAUCUAGUCUCAAGCAGUUUGUUGUCUUUGCUGGUCGAAUCCUGCCCACAUCUUACAGACUGUGAGGGUGAGACUAACCUAUCACCUGGUUCUCUGGAGAUUGUUGGGAUUCAGAUUCUUGUUCAAAAGCUAAUCAGCAGGAUGAAUGUUCUUUUAAUUUGAUCUCAUGCUAAAUGGUUAAUUUCUAACAUUUCAGUUGCUUUAAUGUUGAAAUGCAAAGUGUUUGUGUUGAAGUCCGAGUUGCAGCAGGAUGGUGGAGGCACUGUAAGUAUGAGGCAGUACUGCACCCUGGAGGACAAAAAAAAAAAAAACACAAACCAAGAAGCUGCAGAAUUUGCAGUUAGACCAUUAGUCAAGGACAAUUACUUGUCUGCUAUUUUGAUAAGCGAUUAAAUAUUUUUGUCAUCAUUCAAGCAAAAUGUCUAACAUUUGCUGGUUCCAGCUUCUUAAAUGUCAGGAUUUGCUGUUUUUCAUUGUCACCGAUGUCAGUAAAUGAAGAGUGGGUUUGGAGUGUUGGUUAGACAAAAGAAGCAGUUACAAAUAAUCGGCACAUUAUCGGUUUGAUUCAAACAAGGUAACGCCCUAGUUUGCCAUCCUCAUCACAGUCUUGUUUGCCACUUUCUAUAUUCUUAACUGAGGAUGUAAACAAUUUAAAGUGGAAAUCAGUUGAAAUCAACUUUAUCCUGCCAGCAUUUUUUAUUUAAUAUGUUGAAGUUUAUUACCAGAGGACUUUAUCUGUCCCGCAAUGAACCAAAAUGUGAAGAUAUCAGUGUGCAUAUAUGCAACCCUGUGCCAAUUUCUGUUGUGGUACAGUGGUUUUGUUCUGCAGGAAAAAACAACAACACUUUUAUGUUACGAGAAGCCUGAGACCUGUUUUUAUGAAAAUAGUUCCUGAGACGAGGCUGUGCCUCAGUCUGUUGUGUAGAAAUGUGCUUAUAUGUCCCUGAAGGCUGGACCUUCCCUAAAUCUAGAACUGUAUGAAGCGUAUGUCAUAUUGUACAACCAAUAACAAAAUAAUAUACUAUUCACAUUUCUAUAUUUUGUAUUAUGUUUCUCACCAUGUGUUAAUCGUUGGGAUUUUAUCAUUUGAAGUGAGUAUUUAAUGAGAUUAGAGGGGCUGUAAUCAGUGCUGGGGUCACUUCACGUUCUGUUGAAACGUCCUUUUUUCUCAGACUGUAUAUGUGAUUAUCGCUAUGUCAAUGUGGCGAGUGAACUGAAAGCGACCUGACCCCAACAAGUGCAGCCCACAGGUACUGAGCAUUUCUAUUACCUUACACAGUAUUAAUGUCUAAUAUUUAUCUGAAAUGUGAAAAUAAAAUAAACAUGUUUACCUCGCUA
Molecule: messenger RNA, 4319 nt
Organism: Acanthopagrus latus (yellowfin seabream)
Lineage: Eukaryota; Metazoa; Chordata; Actinopteri; Spariformes; Sparidae
Gene: sh2d3cb
Product: SH2 domain containing 3Cb
Exons: 12
Coding region: 110-2773 (887 amino acids)
Biological process (GO): small GTPase-mediated signal transduction; positive regulation of peptidyl-serine phosphorylation
Molecular function (GO): guanyl-nucleotide exchange factor activity; phosphotyrosine residue binding
Source: RefSeq, a predicted model, not a curated record